This is a messenger RNA of Pyrus x bretschneideri (Chinese white pear), 1038 nucleotides long. RefSeq names its product copper transporter 2-like. Gene Ontology annotation, cellular component: plasma membrane. The coding region runs from base 194 to 625 and encodes 143 amino acids. Gene Ontology annotation, biological process: intracellular copper ion homeostasis; copper ion transmembrane transport. The record is from RefSeq and is a predicted model, not a curated record. The transcript has a single exon. Gene Ontology annotation, molecular function: copper ion transmembrane transporter activity. NCBI's taxonomy places the organism in Eukaryota, Viridiplantae, Streptophyta, Magnoliopsida, Rosales, Rosaceae.
AAGGCCAUCUCUCAAAUCUCGGUCGUCAUGACCCCCAACCUCGUUGCUUUCCAGCUCCUCCAUUUAUAUAAUAUAAACUAAAAUCAAGAAGAAAAAAUCACCUUCCAUUGCCGUCAAAACCAGAUUCAUCCGAAGUAAUCCAACCUCAAAAUCUCAAACCUCUCUCUCUCUCUCUCUCUCUCUAGAGAGAGAAAUGGACGACAUGCCAAAUAUGUCUCCUCCGCCCAAGGGCGACCUGACGAACACAACUUAUGGUACCAUGAUGAUAAGCAGCAGCCUCACAUGGGGCAAAGAUGUCAUCAUCCUCUUCCCCAAGUGGCCUAACAACAACCUCAGCAUGUACAUCUUGGCUCUCUUCUUCAUCUUCCUCCUCGCUGUCGCCGUCGAGCUAUUGUCCGUUUUGCCCAAACACAGACCGGCAGCCAAACCCUACCUAUCCCUUCUCGGUCAAACCGGCGUCCACACCUUUCGCACCGGUUUGGCUUACCUGGUCAUGCUCUCUGUCAUGUCAUUCAAUAUCGGAAUCCUCAUUGCCGCCGUGGCCGGCCAUGCGCUAGGUUUCUUCAUCGUUAAGGUUCGUGAUCAUGGCCAACACCCCCCCGACUCGCCCGAGCCCAAAGUUUGAUUUGUCUUCUUGUUGAUCGGUGCUUAAGUUUGUGUGGGUGCUUGGGUUUGUUUCUAUCUUCUUUUUUUGUUGGUUUGUUAUAUAGUGCAUGACUAUAUUUAACGGGAAAUAGUUUUGCUCACCAUCUAAUCUAUUGUUAUCAUACGAGUUUAAAUUUUGACAUCUAUACGGUGGAUAGAAAUAAAUAUCAGAAUUUAAAUUCAUCCAAUGAUGAUAAAUAAGAUGGUGAACAUCACCAUCACUUAAGGAUGGUGAGCAAAAGUUGCCCCAUAUUUUAUGUGUGGCUACUUUUUUUCACCAAAGAUUUUCAUGUGCCUGUUGUGUUGUGUUUUAGCUAGUUUGCUUGUGGCUCAAAUGAACUAAUAUUUGUAUGAUUUGCAUAUUUCUGUUCGAAUCAAGUAAUAUUUGAACUA